AUGCAGAGAUGUUAUUGUGGGUACAAUGGUGGAAGCAGCAUCUUAAAGUCGACGAGCCACGUCGACAGACUGCAGCAGCGGCAGCCGCUGCGCAGUGAUCUCGUAUCGCUGACGUCAUCUUCCAGGCAGAGCGUAUAUCCCACGCAGUUCAUAAAGCGUCCCAGCCUGAAAAAAAACGUGGAACUGGGCUUGGGUCACUCCAAAAGCGAGCUGGCACGUAACUUCAGUAGACGCAAUUCGGCAACAACCACAUUGAGUCAUUGCUCCAGUUGGUGCAGCAGUUGCGGGUGUGCUCCACAGCAAAAGCAGCGUGACAAUCGCGUCAAGAUACUUAGUUGGGACACUGGAGAGCAUCGGAGCAACAGCAGCAGCAGUCACAACAGCAACAACACCCAUUGCGAACACACCUACAAUCGACGUAUCUACGAGCAACGCGCCUGCGCCGGUAGCCGCUUGGGAGCUGAAGGUCAGGGUCAGGUUCACAGUCGGAGCUCUGCCACUCCCUCGCCGGCGCCCAACUCCACAACGAGUGGGAAUAAUGAACUGCAGCGCCUGCACUCGCUACAGCAGUUCCGGCUGCUAAAUGCCAGCGAAUGCUUCAGUGCCCAGCGACAGGAUGAGUUGCGUCUACAACAAGCCUAUGACAAACUGGGCGUGGCCCUCAAUGCCAAGCGGGAGAAAAACAACGCUAAUGAAUGCAGGCAACAGAACAUGAUGGCAACAACAAAAGCGGGUACAACGCCCUACGCGCUGCGUCAAAAGCUACUGCAGCUGCAACUACGCGAGGAGCACGCAAGUGGCCGUGGCGCGGGUGCAAUGUGCGCACCCUUGGAGAAAAGCUCUGCUCUAAAAUAUAACUGAAUUUCUUAGUAUAAGUAUUACUAUCUUAGCAUCAGUAAGAAGAGAAUGUAUUUUUUGAUAAA
This is a messenger RNA of Drosophila hydei, 923 nucleotides long. RefSeq lists its product as uncharacterized. The record is from RefSeq and is a predicted model, not a curated record. The transcript has a single exon. NCBI's taxonomy places the organism in Eukaryota, Metazoa, Arthropoda, Insecta, Diptera, Drosophilidae. The coding region runs from base 1 to 861 and encodes 286 amino acids.